This is a messenger RNA of Carassius auratus (goldfish), 3158 nucleotides long. RefSeq names its product thioredoxin domain containing 11 (gene txndc11). The record is from RefSeq and is a predicted model, not a curated record. Lineage: Eukaryota; Metazoa; Chordata; Actinopteri; Cypriniformes; Cyprinidae.
UUUGUUUGCGAGAGCAGGUUCCCGGAUGUCAGUCAGUAGACCAGUGCCGCAUUCGACCUCGAAACACCGAAGCUUUGGAUCUGACUAGGUUUGUAAACCAGGACCUUGUAUCGUCUAUCUGUGCCCACAUUUAAUGUAAUUUCCGUAGGAAUCCAGAUUUAAUGAAACGAAAUACCGCGCAUUUGUGCGUGUAGUUUGGAGACGCUCCCUCGCCUGGCCCCGCCCCGCCCCGCCCCUCUCGGGAGGCGGAAGUGUGACGUGUGUUUGAGCGGUUGGUGCGGUGUGUUGUUGUGCUCGGUGGUAUCUCCCGGGAUGAGCUGCUGUCUGUAGCGGGUCGGUGAUGCUGCGGCGGGUUCGAGCUCAGCUCCGGCAGGUGGUGGAUCAGAUGGCGAAGAGACCCGAGCUGUGCUGCGGCGCGAUCCUGCUCACCUGCGCGCUAAUACUGCCCUUAACUCUCACCUGCAGUCGUGUGAAGAGUGUGGUGGUCUCUCGUGCUCCGCUGCGCUUCUUCCCGGCCGAGGCUCCUCUGGUGGAUCUGUUCCUGGGUCAGUUAGAGGAAGUGGAUGGUGUGCUGGAGGAAGCGGAUGUGUCUCUGGUGUUCUACUACGCCCCCUGGUGUGCUCACUGCCUCGCUGCACGACAGCACGUCCAGCAGGUGGCGCUGCGGCUCGCUCAGCAGGUGCAGUUUGUGGCGGUGAACUGCUGGUGGCAUCAGGGCAGAUGCAGGAAGCAGAAGAGCUUCUUCCAGUAUCCAGUCAUUCAUCUGUUCUACAGGAGGUACAGUCCGAUCCAGUACAGGGGUCCGGUCCGGUCUGAGUAUCUGGAGAGCUUCAUUCAGAGAGUUAGUGCUCCGCUCACCUACCUGCCCUCCGUUAGAGCCCUGCACACCUUCCUCACACAGCACCAGACAGGAGAGAUCGAGACAGAGACGCACUUCCUCCUGCACGGCGGUGGCAGGGGCGUGUCUCUCCGGGAGGAUGAAAGUGUGUAUCUACACCGGCGUCCUGAACAGCUCUCUGUGUUCCCACGGUCACAGAGGAACUUCACUACACACACCAUCUGUGAUUGGGUCUUUGAGAACAGAGAGAGCGUCAUUCACUGGAUUCAGCCAACGGGAGCCAAGAGUUACGCGCUGGAGGCGGAGCUACAGAAAGGCCCCGCCCUCCUGACCUUCCUCCCACACAAUUCCCUCGCAGCCAAUCAGCUGCUGACACAGCCUGAUGUGGCGCUGCAGUAUCACUCGUGCAGCGGCUCACAGGAGUCCCCCCCGCGCUGCUGUCAGUCUGUGCCGGAUCCGUGGGCCGGUGUGAGUGUGUGUGAGCUGUGUGUGUCUCACUGCUGGGCUCUGGAGCGGUCUCUGCAGCGGGUCAGUGUGUCGUCCUGCAGGAGCGUCCAGAGCUCGUACGCUGUGUUCGGCCGCUGGAGUGUGUGCUGCAGGCCCCCCCCAGACUCCAUCACAGGCCUGCAGUGCCGCUCCAACAACACCCUGCGCUUCUACCUGCUGGACACACAGCUGCACUGGACACUGGCACAGAGACUCGGAGCGUCCGCUGACCAGAGCCUGCCCUUCAUCACCAUCAUCAACCUCAGAGACGAGACACACUAUGUGCUCGACCGCACCGACACACUGGGAGACUUCAUCCAGAACUUCAGUGUGUCCUACAGUCCUCUACACAGGCAUCUGGUGGGACAGAAACCACAGCAGCAGACACAGUCCCUCAUACAGGAAGUGACCUCAGACAGCUUCCUGCAGACCGUCAUGGACUCUCAGAGGGACGUGCUGCUGCUGUAUUACUCGGUCUGGUGUGGCUUCUGCUCGGCUCUCAAUCAUGUGUUUCUGCAGCUGGCUCGUCUGUUCCAGGGAAACAGCGCCCUCAUGGUGGCCAGAGUGAAUGUCGGCCAGAAUGAUCUGCCCUGGGAGUUUAUGGUGGAUCAUGUGCCGUCUGUGCUGUUCUUCCCCAGACACAGGAAGCAGAUGAGUGUGAAGUUUCCUGAGAACAUGCCCAUGACUGUUCCCAACCUGCUGCGGUUCGUUCUGCAGCACACAGGCCACGCCCACAGCACACAGGAGUCAGGGGCGGAGCCUAAGUCCCUGCUGGAGGCGGAGCUUCGGGCGCUGCAGCAGCAGGUGUUUUCUCUGCAUCGAGCCAGAGAGCGUCUCUCUGAGCAGCUGUCGGUCCUGUGGAGGGAGAACCGGCGGCUCACGCUGCACACACACACGCUGGAGACCCAGAAUGCCGAGCUGCAGGAGCAGAGCUUGCAGCUGGAGACACUGUACAGAGAGAAAACACGCCAGCUGAGCGACACCGUCCACAGACUGCAGGAGCUCGCAGACGCAUCUGAAGAACUGCUGAAGGAGAACUCACUGCUCCGAGUGCUGCUCACCGUCCUGAGAGAGAGAGACGGAGGGGACACAGACGGAGGGGACACAGACGGAGGGGACACAGACGGAGGGGACACUGAGAGACGGGACACAGAGAGACAGCGUGAGGCUUCCUGACCACGGAUGAUUAUCAUACAGAAUCUGUUAAGAACACGUCCAGCUUGUCCACAAAAACUAAUCAGAAAUGUUGUUUUAUAAGAAAAGAUGUGUGCAUUAUUGUCAAACUACAUUUUCAAAGUGCAUUUUCACCCUGAAGGCAAAUCAUCUCAUUACUGUAUGAGAGAUGUCUACGUGUUUAGACAUCAUGGUGGGAUUUAUUGUACAGAUUUAAUAGAAAAAAAUCAUUUAUUAAAAUUGUAAAUGACAUUUAAAACAGACGAUCUAAUGAGAAAUGCCGUUUGAAGAGAAUUAGAAGAAAAACCUCUGGACAAAUGACAGAACUGAAAAUGAGAUGAUUUAGAUUGAUGAGCAUUUGUUUAAUUAUUAUAAAAAUACAGCAACCGUAGGAUUCAUGUUCUCUGAAUGUAUCUUCUGUUUUGUUUUCUUGUGUUUCAGAGUGAAAUCUGCACAUGUUCUGCUGAUUAAUUAUGACUGUCGUUACAGAUGAUUGAAGAUGUUCCUCGAGGGUUUGAUGUGACGACACACACAAAAGACUUGUUAAAGUAUUUCUGUUUGUUUUGUUGAAAUUAUGCUUUUUUCAUGUAUUCUGGUAGAGUCUUCAGGGAAUCUCAGGUUUGAAGAGUUAAAUUAAAGAUAAUGCUGGUGAAUGUGAUCA